AGUUCAUUUCCGUAAAUAGGCAUCACAUGUUUUGAAACGAAUGUCAAGUUUUGUGCAGUGAUGCAGUGCAUUUGUUCGAUGUUUCGAUUACCGGUUGUUGGAAGGAAAAGUCUGUUCGCAUCAAACGUGAGUGUUGCUCGUAGAUGUUUAGCCCAGAAGACAUUCCAGAAAGAAGCAAGUAUUCUGGAUUCUCUGUACUCAGAUGCUGAGAAAGAGAAGAUCCUUGACACAUUCAACCGAUGUAACGAAUAUGAGUUGCAGCACACAAGGCAGCUGAAUCACCACAAGGCCUCCUCCAUUGUGAGGCACAGGAAAGACAAUGGCAACUUCCAGACAUUGUCGGAUAUUUUACUAGUACCUGGAGUUGGCAUUUUAGGAAUCCAGAAGAUUUGCAAUGUUCUCCGUACUUUGGAUUAUGAAACUCUUCGAGAUAAGACGUCUAGGGCAGAUUUUGAUCGAAUAAGGGCUGAGCCAAACAUAUCGGAAAAGACCUGCCAGAAUGUGAGGACUCUUGUGACUCUGGACGCUCAACUCGAUGGCAUCACCUGGACAAAGAUAGAUCGCAACUUGCUUGUGGAAGGCUGGGAUCACAUCAGCCUCUUUGAUAGAAUAAAUCAGAAACUUGAUCUUUAUCAGUUCCUUGAGAAGUUGCACUUGAUAAAAGACAAACUUCCAGAAGCAGACAUAUAUGUGAUGGAAAGAAAAGUUUUCCGUAACAUCAAUCCUCGCAUGGUGCCGUUCCUUUUCAACAUGAAGAUUUUAGAUGCUAUGCUCUUCACUCUGUUAAACAGUGACUUUGAAUCAAGUGUGGAUCACAAGAUAUACAUGGUAGCUCCUACCCUGGUCAGCCAGUUCUUCGGUCUGUCAGUGGGUGGGGAGAGGGUGAGUGGUCAGCAUGUUCUGCAGGACAUUGAGAGGAUGCAGUCGGAUGUUGCCAGCGAUGUUAACAUCCCAUAUGCUCGCUGGGACACGUUUAAGAAUCUCAACAAUGUACAGAAGGAGAAGUAUGCGAACUCAUUGCUGCUUGGAGUGGCUUUCUAUAAGCUGAUAGUACUAAGGAGUCAUAGACUGCCAUUGUGAAGGCCAUCUUGGUGUCUUGUUACCAUGGUUACAUGUGAUUUUGUGAAUGGCUGUAUGCAAGGCUAGUUUGUCUGGUUAAUUUGUGCUGGAAUUAUUUGAACACCCUUAUAAAAGAUGAUGAACACUGUCACUGAUCAAGAAUGGGUGAGUUUAGUUUUACGCCGCACUCAGCAAUAUUCCAACUAUAUGGCGGCAGUCUGUAAAUAAUAAUGUCUGGACCAGACAAUCCAGUGAUCAGCAUCACGCGCAUCGAUCUA
This is a messenger RNA of Haliotis rubra (blacklip abalone), 1337 nucleotides long. Its product is annotated as transcription elongation factor, mitochondrial-like. The coding region runs from base 61 to 1080 and encodes 339 amino acids. Gene Ontology annotation, biological process: transcription elongation by mitochondrial RNA polymerase; mitochondrial transcription. The record is from RefSeq and is a predicted model, not a curated record. NCBI's taxonomy places the organism in Eukaryota, Metazoa, Mollusca, Gastropoda, Lepetellida, Haliotidae. The transcript is spliced from 4 exons. Gene Ontology annotation, molecular function: DNA polymerase processivity factor activity. Gene Ontology annotation, cellular component: mitochondrial nucleoid.